GCGAUGGAGGAGCAAGCGCAGAGCCACGUCGGGGUGGCCGGAUUGCGCGUAGGCGAGCAUGAGCAGGUUCCAGGACGCGGAGGUGUGGCGGGGCAUGGCGUCGAAGGUCGUGUGAGCCAUGGUGGCACAACCACACCUGGCGUACAUGCUCAGCAGCGCAUUGGCAACCCGCAGGCCCGAGUCGUCCCCCGUCCUUGCAGCGUCCCCGUGCACCACUCUCCCGCGCUGCUCGUUGGCACACGCCUUGAGCGCAGCCACCAGGCCACGCACCCUCGACGCAUCACUGGUCAUUGCGAUUAGGGCAGGAGCGCAUGGACAAGCCGCGCACGCCGUGGCGCCGCCGGCUGCAAGGCCUGGAUCUCCUCCUUGUGCCACUCGUCGCUGCCCUCCAUGUCUUGAUGGCACCCUACACCAAAGUGGAGGAGAGCUUCAACACACAGGCAAUGCACGACAUUCUCUACCAUCACUACCAUCUCCAAGAGUAUGACCACCUGGAGUUUCCCGGCGUUGUCCCCAGGACAUUCAUUGGUAAGCUAGAACUCCUCUUCUUCGUUUCCAGCACACUGUGUCUUCCAGGGGCACUGGUCGUGUCGGCGUUGGCUUCGCCGUAUGUCACUCUGUUCAAGCUGCUUGGCCUCCCCAAGCUCUACUCCCUCUGCGCCGUUCGUCUCGUGCUCGCCAGCAUCGUUUUGGGAAGCAUGUCCCUCAUGCGUCGUGCCAUCAGCAACGAGUUUGGGAGCACGGUCGCAAAGGCGUUUACAGUUAUCACAGCAGUGCAAUUCCACCUCUUGUUCUAUUGUUCGCGGCCACUUCCCAACGUCUUUGCUCUCGCCUGCGUCAAUGUGGCCUAUUAUUUCUGGAUCCGAGGCAAGCCGAGGGAAACACUGAUCUCUCUGGUCUUCGGUAUGGUGGUCUUCCGAUGUGACAUAAUACUUCUGGCUGCUCCGAUUGGAUUGAGCUUUUUCAUUACAAGAUCCGUGACUGUGGCAGAUGCGCUCAAGUGGUGCAUCCCCGCAGCCAUUGUAAGUGCUGGCUUAACGUUCGCGGUGGACUCCAUCCUGUGGAGACGAUGGGUGUGGCCCGAGUGGGAAGUCUUUUGGUUUAAUUCCGUUUUGAACCGCAGUUCCGAGUGGGGUGUCUCUCCCUUCCACUGGUAUUUCUCUUCUGCGCUUCCACGAGCUAUGCUGGCUGCUUAUCCAUUGUCAUUUGUGGGAUUGGCUCUGGACAGGAGAAUUCGGAGGCUUGCGCUUCCAGUAUACGGCUUUGUCAUCCUUUAUUCCAAGCUUCCUCAUAAGGAACUGCGCUUCAUUCUGUUUGCUGUACCAAUGCUUAACCUGGCCGCUGCGGCAGCCAUAGCACGCAUAUAUAACAAUCGUCGUAAACGACUCUGGUCCCUUUUCUACAAUGCCAGCCUUGUUCUCUUGACUGCAAGCUUCUCGUUUGCUUUGCUGUCGGCAGUUGCAUCGUACAGAAAUUAUCCUGGCGGCCAAGCUAUGGCACUGCUUCAUGAUCUAGAUACUGGCGGCCAAGAGGCUCGCAGGUCUGUCCAUAUCGAUGUUCUUCCGGCAAUGACGGGUGUCUCACGCUUCUGCGAGAGAGGACCGCCAUGGAGUUAUUCCAAGCGAGAAGGAUUAACGCCCCGCGAGCUGCGUGAGAGCAACUUCACGUACCUUGUGAGCGCACAGGCAAAUGUCGCUGGAUUCGAGCGCGUGUUUGCAGUGGAGGGGUUCUCGAGGAUAGCCUUGCAGCCUUCAUCCUUUCCGCCUCUGAUAAGACUGGUGAGUGAACUGAUUGUUUUGCGCUACCGUACACAGACAAAAGGGAUUGUCUCCACUCCAGGUGAGCGAGCCCCAGGUGUACGUUCACGUUCGAAGCAGAUAAUGUGGAGUCAUUUGAACUUUUGUCCCUUUGGCGGGAAGCUGGUGUUUAGAGAGAGAGAGAGAGGGGAGAGAAUCUAGGGCUUGAGAAAUGGAGAAUGGCGCCCCACAGCUCAAGCGGGCGAGGAGGGAGGCUUGUGAGCGCUUCAGCAAGCU
Selaginella moellendorffii is the source of this 2033-nucleotide messenger RNA. Its product is annotated as dol-P-Man:Man(7)GlcNAc(2)-PP-Dol alpha-1,6-mannosyltransferase. The record is from RefSeq and is a predicted model, not a curated record. Bases 312 to 1958 code for a protein of 548 amino acids. Gene Ontology annotation, biological process: protein N-linked glycosylation. Gene Ontology annotation, molecular function: alpha-1,6-mannosyltransferase activity. The transcript is spliced from 15 exons. NCBI's taxonomy places the organism in Eukaryota, Viridiplantae, Streptophyta, Lycopodiopsida, Selaginellales, Selaginellaceae. Gene Ontology annotation, cellular component: endoplasmic reticulum membrane.